AGAAAAGCCGCCAGAACCCGUCGGUGCGGCGGGCUGCGCGCUGCUCUCUCCGCUCGCCCCCGCGUCCUCCCGACCCGCCGGGCCAGUUCCGACGCCCGCUGCCUCCGCCAGACAUGACACAAGACUACGACAAUAAAAGACCCGUGUUGGUUCUUCAGAAUGACUCUCUCUACUCCCAGAGACGUCCUUACACCAGUGAAGAUGAGGCCUGGAAAUCCUUUCUUGAAAACCCCCUUACAGCAGCCACCAAAGCUAUGAUGAGCAUCAAUGGCGAUGAGGACAGCGCAGCCGCCCUCGGACUGCUGUAUGAUUACUACAAGGUUCCAAGGGAGAGGAGAUCUUCAACAGCUAAACCAGAGGUAGAACAUCCUGACCAAGAUCAUAGCAAAAGGAACAGCAUCCCAAACGUGACAGAGCAGUCACUGAUUUCCACUGGAGAAAACAGAGUCCAAGUUCUGAAAAAUGUACCUUUCAAUAUUGUCCUUCCUCAUACGCCCCAGAUGGGCAUGGACAAGAGAGGCCACCUCACAACCCCUGACACGACGGUCACUGUCUCGAUUGCGACGAUGCCCACGCAUUCCAUCAAAACGGAGACGCAGCCCCACGGCUUUGCAGUGGGCAUCCCUCCGAGCGUCUACCACCCCGAGCCCCCCGAGCGGGUGGUGGUGUUCGACAGGAACCUCACUCCUGACCAGUUCAAUUCCAACACCCAGCCGCAGAACUCCCAGAGGCGAACGCCGGACUCUACCUUUUCAGAGACCUUCAAGGAAGGCGUGCAAGAGGUUUUCUUUCCUGCUGAAUUGAAUCUGCGGAUGGCCAACAUGAACUCAGAAGAUUAUGUUUUUGACAGUAUUUCUGGGAAUAACUUUGAAUACACUCUGGAAGCCUCCAAGUCCCUCCGACAGAAGCCUGGGGACAGCACGAUGACUUACCUAAAUAAGGGUCAGUUUUAUCCAAUCACACUCAAAGAAGUCAGCAGCAGUGAAGGAAUCCAUCACCCCAUCAGUAAAGUCCGUAGUGUCAUUAUGGUAGUGUUUGCUGAAGACAAAACAAGAGAAGAUCAGCUCCGGCACUGGAAAUACUGGCACUCAAGACAACACACAGCCAAACAAAGAUGCAUUGACAUAGCUGACUACAAGGAGAGCUUCAACACCAUCAGUAACAUUGAAGAGAUCGCAUACAAUGCCAUCUCCUUCACCUGGGACAUCAACGAGGAAGCAAAGGUUUUCAUCUCUGUGAACUGCCUCAGCACAGAUUUUUCCUCUCAGAAAGGAGUUAAAGGCCUGCCCCUGAAUCUUCAGAUCGACACCUACAGCUACAACAACAGGAGUAACAAACCUGUGCACCGUGCCUACUGCCAGAUUAAAGUCUUCUGUGAUAAGGGAGCAGAAAGGAAGAUCAGGGAUGAAGAAAGAAAGCAAAGCAAAAGAAAAGGCAAGUGCACUGACCCCAGCUCUCAGUUGAAUGCCUUUUCUGAUGUCAAAGUGCCAAUGCUUCCCUCGCAUAAGCGGACGGACAUCACUAUCUUCAAGCCCUUCAUGGAUUUAGACACUCAGCCAGUCCUCUUCAUUCCUGAUGUUCACUUUGCAAAUCUGCAGCGUGGUGCUCACGUCCUUCCUGUUGCUUCUGAAGAGCUAGAAGGUGAAAGUUCCAACCUGAAGAGAGGAGGUUACAUUGGUGAAGAGGACUUCAUUGCUACUCCAAACAAAAUGGCCAGAAUAGAAGAACCAAAAAGAGUGUUGCUUUAUGUCCGAAAAGAGUCAGAGGAAGUCUUUGAUGCACUGAUGUUAAAGACACCAUCUCUGAAAGGCCUAAUGGAAGCUAUAUCUGACAAGUACGAUGUUCCUUUUGAUAAAAUAGGAAAAAUCUUCAAAAAAUGUAAAAAAGGAAUUCUGGUCAACAUGGAUGAUAACAUUGUGAAACACUAUUCUAAUGAAGAUACCUUCCAGCUGCAGAUUGAAGAAGUUGGAGGAUCUUACAAGCUGACUCUCACUGAGAUCUAAGAUCACGGAUCCUCUGUGGAUUUUAAGCACAGAUCUCGAGUGAUCACUUUCCAUAAUGUAGUGUGUCAAGUAAAACACCAAUCACCUUCUCCAGGAGCAAGUCAGGUGUUGACUUGUUCUGGGGAUCAGAGAGGUGUUUUUGCUUGAUACCUUUGUCUGUUCUUUCUAGAGAACGUUGUAAUGCUCAUGACCUUAUUUGCACUUGAAACCAGUGAGCAAAGAACAGCAAUUAAAUAGAGCAUGUAUAAAAGACUAGUAGGUAAGGGAGGGGAAACCCUUGGAAGGUGGCCUUUUAGAGUGGUGAUGUCUUAUUUAUCUAUUCGGUACCCACGAUUGAGCCUGUUAUCAGCUAAUAGCGUUUUACUGGACUGUUUUCUGUUAGGUAGAGCUGCAAAACUACUGACUGAAACUGGUAGGAAUUGCGUGCAGGUUGGAGAAAAGUCAUCAUGAUGUUUACUCUUUAUCAGGGCAGGUUGUUGAAAUCACUUGUGUCAUGGGGGGGAAUGUAAUACUGCCUUGCUUAUGAAGAACUCGCCUUAGUAACUGUGUGAACUCUCAUCAGAUGAAGCUAUAUUGUAUAUAAGUGCAAUAUAUUUUUGAAGGUUUGUAAAUGUGUACAUACAAGUGAUAUAUAAUAUAUAUAAAAUAUGG
This is a messenger RNA of Tympanuchus pallidicinctus (lesser prairie-chicken), 2654 nucleotides long. RefSeq names its product grainyhead like transcription factor 1 (gene GRHL1). Gene Ontology annotation, molecular function: RNA polymerase II cis-regulatory region sequence-specific DNA binding; DNA-binding transcription activator activity, RNA polymerase II-specific. Gene Ontology annotation, cellular component: nucleus. The transcript is spliced from 16 exons. NCBI's taxonomy places the organism in Eukaryota, Metazoa, Chordata, Aves, Galliformes, Phasianidae. The record is from RefSeq and is a predicted model, not a curated record. Gene Ontology annotation, biological process: regulation of transcription by RNA polymerase II. The coding region runs from base 114 to 2003 and encodes 629 amino acids.